Molecule: messenger RNA, 577 nt
Organism: Pseudomyrmex gracilis
Lineage: Eukaryota; Metazoa; Arthropoda; Insecta; Hymenoptera; Formicidae
Gene: RpLP1
Product: 60S acidic ribosomal protein P1
Exons: 4
Coding region: 156-494 (112 amino acids)
Biological process (GO): cytoplasmic translation; translational elongation
Cellular component (GO): ribosome; cytosolic large ribosomal subunit
Molecular function (GO): structural constituent of ribosome; protein kinase activator activity; ribonucleoprotein complex binding
Source: RefSeq, a predicted model, not a curated record
UCGUAUGUUUGUGGUCUUCAUCCGGCUCGUUCACUUCCGUUUGAACAGCGCGAACUGGUUGUUUGUUCUCUUUCGUGGAGCUAAGGCCGUAUCGGCGACUUACACCGGUUUGAAAUUUUCAUCCGACUUUGAAAUACAAAAUCCUACUGCGAGACAUGACGACCGAAGCUGAGCUCGCGUGCGUUUAUUCCGCACUGAUCCUCGUCGACGACGACAUCGCCGUGACCGGUGAGAAAAUUCAGACAAUUCUAAAGGCUGCAAAUGUAAACGUCGAGUCUUAUUGGCCUGGACUUUUUGCUAAAGCUUUGGAAGGUGUAAAUGUCAAAGAAUUAAUUACCAACAUUGGAUCCGGAGUUGGAGCAGCACCUGCAGGAGCAGCUCCAGCUGCUGCGGCGCCUGCCAGUGCUGAGGCCGCUCCAGCUAAGGAAGAGAAAAAGAAGGAGGAACCGGAAGAAGAAUCGGACGACGACAUGGGCUUCGGUCUAUUUGACUAAGCUCAACUAUGUUGGUCCAUUCCUUUUAUGUAUGUACAGUUAUGUUGUACAAUAAAAAAUAAAAUAUUUUGACAGGAGGAAUA